This is a messenger RNA of Aegilops tauschii subsp. strangulata, 999 nucleotides long. The record is from RefSeq and is a predicted model, not a curated record. Lineage: Eukaryota; Viridiplantae; Streptophyta; Magnoliopsida; Poales; Poaceae.
AUGAAGGCCACCGCCGAGGCGACGCCGAUGUACACAGCCGGUGUCUUGUCUGGUUCUUCUCUUGCGAGGACCUUCGUCGAUCCCGCAUGGGCUCCACGGAAGCGAAGGUGCCGCCUUCCCCUCCCGCUGAAGCAUCAGCCGGGGGUUCCACUCCAGAUCGGCCCUGAUCCCGUCGCCCCCGACGCCCUGCGGCCGCCCGUCGCCGUCCACCGUCGCCUGAGGUCUUCGCCGGUGUUGCCUCCUCGCCUCCUCCCUCAACAGCCACCUCGUCGGACCGCCACCUCGCUGGACUGCCUCCCCGUCUCCGCCAUCGUCCCCAUCCUCCUCCCCGCGCCCCACUGCCACUCCCCUAUGGCCACCGUGAGCAUGCACCCCUCCUCUCUCUCCCCUGUCUCCCACACGCUCGCGCACGCACACCCUCGUCCCGCUUCGCCCGCCUCCGACGCGCCGUCGCCCGCACUGGCCUCCCCUGCCUCUGCUCCAGGCCCGGUCGCGCCUGCAGCACUCCGCUGCCGCUCCGCGCCGUGGCCUCGUGCUCGCCACCUCACCUUUCCCCGCUUGCCUCCCGGCGUGACUGCCCGCCGGCUGGCCGCGCCCGCUCACGGAGCGCUCCCGCCCCUGCCUCGCGCACGUCGCCCUUCGCGCCCCAGAUGCGCCCGCCUUGCGCCGCGCACCUGCCCCGCUGCCGUGCUCCGCGGCCCACGUGCCCCGUGCCCCUCUCGUUGCUGCCUCGCACCCCCCACUGUUCCCCGCGCCGACGUCCGCACUCGUCGCACCCCUGUGUGCAUCCCGAGCCAUGCCCCACCACUGCUAGCCGACGGCCGCCCCCUGCCCCGCGCCAGCGCCCCCGCGACAACGGCGGCCGACCGCGCCUCCGCCGCCCUGCUCCCCUGCCAGCGCAGCGCCCUGCUGCUGCCGCGCGGCCCCUGGCUACCGGCGCUCGCGCCUGCGAGCCCCAUGGCUCUGCUCCGCUCCACCCCGUUAACCCGCGCCCGUUAG